Ichthyophthirius multifiliis is the source of this 446-nucleotide messenger RNA. Its product is annotated as ribosomal protein, putative. The record is from RefSeq and is a predicted model, not a curated record. Lineage: Eukaryota; Ciliophora; Oligohymenophorea; Hymenostomatida. Gene Ontology annotation, molecular function: structural constituent of ribosome. Gene Ontology annotation, biological process: translation. Gene Ontology annotation, cellular component: ribosome; cytosolic small ribosomal subunit. The transcript has a single exon.
AUGGUUAAAGUAAACAUUUUAGCAGAAGCCCUUAAAACCUUAGUAAAUGCUGAAAAAAUGGGUAAAAAGCAAGUCCUUUUAAGACCUGUAUCAAAAGUACUUUUAAGAUUUUUAAGAAUUAUGUAAAAAAAUGGAUAUAUUGGAGAAUUUGAAAUUGUUGAUGACCACAGAUCAAAAAAAGUUGUUGUAGAAUUAUUAGGAAGAAUAAAUAAAUGUGGUGUUAUUUCACCCAGAUAUGAUGUUCCUUUAAGUGAUUUCGAAAAAUGGACCAAUAAUGUACUCCCUUCCAGAUAAUUCGGACAUGUAGUUUUUACAACUACUUAUGGUAUACUUACACAUGAAGAAUGUAGAUUGAGACAUACUGGUGGUAAAGCCUUAGGAUUUUUCUAUUGAGAAUAUUUUUAUUACAAUUAAAUUAAUAUUAGUAGCUUUUUUUUUAAAAAAAA